UCCUCAAGGGCUACUUCUGUCUCUAGAAACCUGCUUUCGGCCAGCAUUCCAUUCAGGCAAUGCCACGGGCAGCCCGAAGGCCCUUGUAAGGCGCGCGCCGUGGCCCCGCCCCCUUCCUUUUGGCCGGAACCGCCAUCUUUCAGUAAUUUGCCAAAAUGACGAACACAAAGGGAAAGAGGAGAGGUACCCGAUACAUGUUCUCUAGGCCCUUCAGGAAACAUGGAGUUGUUCCUUUGGCCACAUACAUGAGAAUCUACAAGAAGGGUGAUAUUGUAGACAUCAAGGGAAUGGGUACUGUUCAAAAAGGAAUGCCCCACAAGUGUUACCAUGGCAAAACUGGAAGGGUCUACAAUGUUACCCAGCAUGCUGUUGGCAUUGUUGUGAACAAGCAAGUUAAGGGCAAGAUCCUUGCCAAGAGGAUUAAUGUGCGUAUUGAGCAUAUUAAACACUCUAAGAGCCGAGACAGCUUCCUGAAACGAGUGAAGGAAAAUGACCAGAAAAAGAAGGAAGCCAAAGAAAAAGGAACGUGGGUUCAACUGAAGCGCCAGCCUGCUCCACCCAGAGAAGCACACUUUGUGAGAACCAAUGGAAAGGAGCCUGAACUAUUGGAACCUAUUCCCUAUGAAUUCAUGGCCUAGAGAUGUAAAAAAAUAAAAGACCUCUGAACUAUAAAAAUGACUUUGAGUAGAAGCAUGGUGUAUAUUCCCAAAUCUAUAAAGAAAACUUUGUCUCCCCAUU
This is a messenger RNA of Perognathus longimembris pacificus (Pacific pocket mouse), 738 nucleotides long. It is a transcript of the gene Rpl21, whose product is annotated as ribosomal protein L21. Gene Ontology annotation, cellular component: cytosolic large ribosomal subunit; ribosome. Gene Ontology annotation, biological process: translation. The coding region runs from base 156 to 638 and encodes 160 amino acids. The transcript is spliced from 6 exons. The record is from RefSeq and is a predicted model, not a curated record. NCBI's taxonomy places the organism in Eukaryota, Metazoa, Chordata, Mammalia, Rodentia, Heteromyidae. Gene Ontology annotation, molecular function: structural constituent of ribosome.